This is a messenger RNA of Funneliformis geosporum, 693 nucleotides long. NCBI's taxonomy places the organism in Eukaryota, Fungi, Glomeromycota, Glomeromycetes, Glomerales, Glomeraceae. The record is from the annotation of a GenBank genome assembly.
AUGCAUGAUAUCUUUUCUUUACCAAGUUAUAUCUGGGUUUCUUAUCGAAAAUCUCUUAGCAAUGAAUCAAAAAUGAAACUUGAUGAGCUAAAAGCUUCUGAGUUCACAGCCCAUUCAUUUGUAGCUAUUCUUGAUGAAGUCAAUAUUAUUAUACAUCAAAUAUCUAGCGAUAUAAAUGCACGAGAAUCUGAAAAUGCAAUAUGUAUUGUAUUAAGAUCUGUGAGAUACAUUUUGGCUAUAGAUGCUUUCGCAAAUACAUUAAUACUAACUUUUCUCCAGGUUUAUCGUGAUAAAAAUAUUCAUAUAGUCGAUAAUAAAUACCAGCCUCAUAUAGGCAAGACAGUUGAGUUUAUUUAUGAUCCAAAUAGUGGAGCUGAAGUUAUGCAAAUAAGAUAUGAUCUUUUGAAACAAGGCAAAUGCAUAGUAUUCGUAUCUACUGGAGCACUUGACUGCAUAGCCUAUACAAAUACCAUAGAGGCUGGAAUAUCAUUCGAAGUUACAGGCCACUUUGAUAUAGUUAUAGCUAUUAUAAAUAUUGUCACUCCAGUUCAUGUUGAGACUCUUACACAAAUGCUUUACCGAAUUCAUGAUUAUCCUUAUUGCAUUAUUUCUAUAUUUUAUCAGAAAAAUUCUAAUGAACUUUUUUGUCUACCAGGUCAUGAAAAUAUUCAGGCAGAACUUGCAAAUGCUUAG